Messenger RNA from Lepidothrix coronata (blue-crowned manakin), 1039 nucleotides. It is a transcript of the gene COMMD8, whose product is annotated as COMM domain containing 8. Bases 48 to 578 code for a protein of 176 amino acids. NCBI's taxonomy places the organism in Eukaryota, Metazoa, Chordata, Aves, Passeriformes, Pipridae. The record is from RefSeq and is a predicted model, not a curated record. The transcript has 5 exons.
CGUACCGCCGCCAUGACGGUCAGGUGGCCGGCGGGGAGGGUUUGGAGAUGCUGCAGCUGCUGGAGAAGCUCCCGGCGGGACGGGCCCCCGAGUUCCUUCAUAAAGUAGUUGAUGGCAUAUGUGGCCGUGCAUAUCCUCGAUACCAAGAUUAUGGCACCAUUUGGAGCUUGUCAGAGUGGAUGGAGGUUUUAGAAGAAACAAUGGCCUAUUUCAAAACUGCAGUUGGCAAAAACAUAUCUGAUGAAGAGGCUGCUCAGCAGAUAAGUGAGUUAAAUUCAGACUACCAAGAAGCAAUCACAAAAUGUCUGAAGGGUAGAAAGGAAGAAAUCAGGAAUGCCCUAGUGGAAAGCGUAAAUGGAAUCUCUUCUGCCCAGCUGCAGGAUUUUGACUGGCAGUUAAAGCUUGCUCUUUCCAGUGAUAAGAUCUCCGUGCUGCAAAUGCCACUCCUCAAUCUUGAUUUGGAUGUGAGAGAAAAUGGUGAAAUUAAGCCAAUUUCUAUAGAGAUGAACAAGGAAGAGUUGCAGAACCUAAUAAAUGCACUGGAAGCUGCUAAUAAGGUUGUCCUACAACUGAAAUGAUGGAAUUCAGAUCAUCAACAGUGUCUGCUAGUGAUGGCUCCCCAGUUGAUUUGGAGGAAAAAAAUGUAUUCUCUGCAAAGCAAAAAGUUGUUGGUGCUGUAGAAUACUAAAGUGAGAAGGCUGUUAUGACUUGUGACCAAAUAAACUACUAAUCCUUUGAUAAAAGUAGUAAAAUCUUGUAUCUGUUUGAUCAAAAAUAUGAAAAUCCAAUGUACAGUUGCUUUUAGUACUGAAGAUUUAUAGACCUUUGGAAAAGAAUCACUUAUGACAUGUGCCAUAUUUGUUUUGGUUAAACUUUGAUGGUGACCACACAGGUGCCUAGUAAAACUAAGGCAUCUUACUUGCAUACUGUGUUACCUUAUCUGAAGUGCCAUGAUAAUAACAUGAGAGAGUAUUUGUAGCAUUAAUAUAUUUUAUAUUGUAAAUAUGGUAAAUAAAGACCUACUUUUGUGUGUGAAUAA